AUGAGUGCACCCCGAAGCAAUAAAACCAAAGUAGUAAUUGUUGGUGCCGGACCAGUUGGGUGCGUUUGCGCGUUAGCUAUGAAAAAGAGAGGCCACAAUGUCGUCAUUUACGAGGCCAGAAGUGACCCUCGUCUAAAUCGCAACGGCAAAGACACAUUGCGGUCCAUCAAUCUUGCCAUCAGUGCGAGGGGAAUCAGGACGCUGAAAACAUUAGACUAUGGCCUUUUUGAAAGGAUUGCGAGUAAUUUUGUUCCCAUGCAGGGCCGCAUGAUCCACUCUUUGAAAGGAGAGCAGACCAGUGUUAAGUACGGCCUAAAUGGUGAAAGUAUCAACUCGAUCAGCCGCUUAGAACUGAAUCGACUGCUUUUGGAGGAAGUUGAUCGCGCAGGAGUGGAGAUAAAGUUCGAAUACAAGUUGAAGUCGGCUACUUUUACAAGUCAACCUGAGUCUGUUUAUGAAACAAGCCGACCGGAUCGCGCCAGUAGGGAGGUGAAAGUUCGCUCAGAUGUUAUUAUUGGAUGUGAUGGAAGUCAUUCAAAACUAAGGUAUGAAAUGCAGAAAGCUUGUGAUAUGAAUUACUCGCAAGUUUUUAUCGACCAUCACUAUAUCGAAAUGGUCGUGCCAUCUGCUAAUGAUGGUGGCUACGUUUUCAACCCGAAUCAUCUGCACAUAUGGCCUCGUAAAGACUUCAUGUUCAUUUGUUUGGCCAAUAGCGAUGGCUCGUUCACAGGAACAUUGUUUGCUCCCCGCCAGCUUCUGGAUUCGUUGAGCACCUUCGAACUGUUCCUCGAGUUCUUUAGAACCAACUUUAACGACGCUUUACUAUCUAUGGGCGAGGAACUGCUUUCACAGUAUUACAAAAAUCCUCGUGGUAAGCUCAUGAGUGUGAAGUGUACACCGUACCACUAUCGAAACAUUGCCAUAAUUUUAGGCGAUGCAGCUCAUAGCACCGUUCCGUUUUACGGCCAAGGACUCAACUGUGGUCUGGAGGAUGUGCGUGUUUUAAUGGAGUUGAUGGAUAAGUAUCCAUCUCAAAAGGCGUUCUCCGAGUACUCCAUUAUCCGUCAUGACGAUUUGGUAGCUAUCAAUGAUCUGUCCAUGCGCAAUUAUAUCGAAAUGCGGCACUCAGUGAGUACUCUAGGUUUUGCGUUCCGGAAGAAACUGGAUGCCAUCCUGUGCAAAGUCUUGGGAGACCGCUGGUUGCCACUUUACACUAUGGUAUCAUUUAGGCCGGACAUAAGAUAUUCAGAGGCAGUCCGGAGGGAUGCGCAGCAGGCCCGUAUUUUGAGAAUUCUACAAAACGCUAUUGUUUUUGGCGCUGCAAAUGUAGUGCUUGCCGCUGGUGUCCUUGGACACCGACACUUGCUGAGCACGUCUGGCUAUAUUCAUGGCUAUUGCAGCAACGGAACUCAGUACGUAUCCAACUCAUUGGCAUGGGUAUGGAACGAAUCGAGCCGCAAGAUAUCUGAUCAGAUCGAACUUUUUCAAGAGGUACUACCCAGCCUGACAUCUUUCCCAUCCGCCGCUGGCUCAAUUAUUUCUAACACCGGGAGGAUGAUUCGACAAGUCCUCGAAUACCAGUUGACUCAACUCAAUCGUAUUCGCCAAACCGUUGAGGAGAGAGCUCGGGCUAUCUCAAACUAG
Molecule: messenger RNA, 1644 nt
Organism: Wickerhamiella sorbophila
Lineage: Eukaryota; Fungi; Ascomycota; Dipodascomycetes; Dipodascales; Trichomonascaceae
Product: Kynurenine 3-monooxygenase
Exons: 1
Coding region: 1-1644 (547 amino acids)
Biological process (GO): quinolinate biosynthetic process; NAD+ metabolic process; L-tryptophan catabolic process
Cellular component (GO): mitochondrial outer membrane
Molecular function (GO): kynurenine 3-monooxygenase activity; NAD(P)H oxidase H2O2-forming activity; FAD binding
Source: RefSeq, a predicted model, not a curated record